AUGCCGCAAAAUAACCCGGGUUAUAAUUUGGCGGCCAUUUGGGUAAAAAUAAAAAACCCGUUAUUGCUGCCGCAAUUUAAAAAAAUUUUAACCGUAAUUUUUUUUUAUCCUUUAAUUCGCAAGGCCAUAUUUAAUAUGGGUUUCGUAAUUACCCGGGUCAAGCCCGUUAUUCGGGCUUGCAAAAAAGCGCAAAUAACGGUUUAA
Messenger RNA from Gaeumannomyces tritici R3-111a-1, 204 nucleotides. RefSeq lists its product as hypothetical. The transcript has 2 exons. NCBI's taxonomy places the organism in Eukaryota, Fungi, Ascomycota, Sordariomycetes, Magnaporthales, Magnaporthaceae. The coding region runs from base 1 to 204 and encodes 67 amino acids. The record is from RefSeq and is a predicted model, not a curated record.